UUGGCCGCCCAGUCUAUUCCGCGCCUUCAAGCUUCAAGGAAGGCUUCGAAUUUUUUUUUAAUUAAACUUACAUAUUGCUGAUAUAAAAAAAAAUCAUUACCACAAACUUUAUAGAAUGUGUGCUACGAAUUAAUAAGCAAUUUUUCAGUUAGACAAAUUAAAAAAUAUACUGUUUUUUUUUCUUUAUGGUUGUUUAAAUAAUGUAAUUUAUUUUUAAGAGAACAAAAAUGGAACGAGUACUAAUUUUGAUAACAACAAUACUACUAUUAAUCGAACCGACAACGCGAGCAGAAGAGACGGUCCACUCAUCUGUCUCGCCGCCGACGUUGCAAGACGCUCUGUACCGACAAAGUCGGAGCUAUUAUGACUACCGCUACGGAAGACCAGAUUACGGCCGAAGAGUUUACGAGAGACCACGCUGCGGUCGUUGCUAUGACGACGACGACGAUGACGACAGCGAAGAAGUCCGCCAUAGACCACGAAGCAAAACGAGAAGUCGUUACGACAGUGAGGAAGACGAUAGACGAACGGACGACAGAAGAACAGACGACAGACGCACAGACGACAGAAACUCAAAUAAAAAUGGAACUGAAGAGGAAAAUGGCGACAGAAAAAACGACAGACACAGCGGAAGAAGGAGAAAUAAAGACAGACAUAGAAACGAUGACAGAGAUAGAUACAGGCCGGAUUAUUAUGACAGAUUCUUGAGGGAUCCGUACAGAGAUAGAGAUUACGAUAGACCGUAUUAUGAAGAUUAUUAUAGAGGUAGAAGGCCGUAUCCGGAUAGGUAUGAUGAAUACCAAGGAACAUACAAUGGCUACGGAGGAUAUAGAAGACCGUAUGACAGAUAUGACGAUGGUUAUGGCGGAUAUGGACCAAGUGAUGGCGGCGGUCCCCACGGCAGUUUCAGACCUUGGGAUGAAACGUAUCGUGGUCAAUCAGGAUGGGACGCAGGUGGUAGGGGCUACUAUUUCGCUUCAGGAAGACCCGACGCCACCUCGGCCCAGGCAUGGGGUCGACCCGAGUAUACCAGACCGCAAGCGGACAACUGGCAGAGUACAGGGUACUCUGGAUACCGCGACCCCCUGGAGUACCGCGGGUCAGUGGGCUCCGUGGGGUAUGGCCGUGGUGGGUACCGCCAGGAUCUCAGCUACGGGCAGAGUAGCAGCGGAUGGCGCAGCGUUGGUCGACCUUAUAGAGACGAAAGUGGAGUUAAAAAUCUGGGCGCCAAAAGCUAUCAAGACAAUCGCCAAGCAACUUACAGCCAAUCCAGCACGUAUCCGCCAACGUUUGGACCAACUGAAGUUUAUAGUCAAAGCAGCGCGUAUGGUCAAGCCGGGGUGUAUGGCCAAACUGGAUCGUAUGGCCAAAAUAGCGUCUAUGGCCAGCUAGGUGUAUACGGCCAAAGCAAUUCUGCCCAAAUAAACCCGUACGGACGCGACUACGUACAAAGUAGCUCCACUACACAAGAAACAAGCUACUUGUUCCAACGCGAAGAUAAUUUGCCAACAAACGUUAAUGAGACCGCCAAACGGGAUACUUCAUUAGUAAAUAACUGAAAAACAGUAUUUUUUUAGUCUUUUCUUAUGUGUUUUAUUUUGUAUUAAAUUUAUUAA
Molecule: messenger RNA, 1616 nt
Organism: Bombyx mandarina (wild silkworm)
Lineage: Eukaryota; Metazoa; Arthropoda; Insecta; Lepidoptera; Bombycidae
Source: RefSeq, a predicted model, not a curated record